AUGAUGGUGUCUUCGGUUGAGCUUGGUCGACGCAGUAGCUCCAGCCGGAGACGCACUCAGAGUCAACCGGAACAACCGGGGCAGCAACAACAACAGCAACAACAGCAACAUCAACAACAGAGCCCAUUGUCCAAAAAGAAACAACAGCAGCAGCAACAGCAGCAACAGCAGAUUCAAAAGGUCGAUGAGGAGGAUGAGGAGAUUGAUAUCAUCAACGACAGUGACAAUGAUGAGCACGAGCGCCUAAAGAUGACCAGCGCAACAAGUGGCAUCAUUGGCUCACCUCCCAAAAAGUCAUUAUCAGCCCGCAGGAGCAGUUCCGCGCGAGCUCGUGCCGUCUCACUCAAGACCACAGCGGCGGCGGCAGCAGCAUCAUCAAGUAGUCACACUACCGAUGACAUGGAUCUUGCCGACGAUGAUGAUCGAGACGAUCAGAUUGUGACUCAGGCUCCAAUCACUAUCAAGAGUAGCAGCUCCAAUGGAAACAGCGAUAAGAUGACAGAGUUGGACGAGGGCGACCAACAAGUCAAUAGCAGUGGCAUCAUUGGUAAUGGCAAGAAUAAGAAGGGCAAGUCGUCAUCAGACUCACCUUCAAAGAAGAAGAAGCAGCAACAGAGCAUGGUGGACACUCAAUCAAGUGGCGCGACACAAAGCCACGACCAUGAACUUGGAAACAUGCUAAAGAUUGGUGGACCAUCACUCACUGGCAGUGGACUGAUCAAGAUCAACAGCAUACUCACAAAGUCAUUGCAUGAACACAUGAUGUCCGAUUGCAACACGAAUGGUGGUGGCAGUGGCGGUAUCCUGCUGGGCAGGCCAGCAAUGGCAUUUCAUCACAUGGACAUUGCCUCUGGCGACUCAGACUCACAGACCUCCUCCGACGAGAUGAUCAUCAUGCCACAUUCGUCUUCUUCAUCGUCGUCAUCGGCUCACAAGCGCCGACACAGACACGCAGAUGGCAAUGGCGGCGACAUCAAUAUCACAGAUGACGACAGCAGUGGCGACAGCAGUGAUGAGCUGGGGACUGCCGUGGCGGCCACAAGCACCACCACUACCACAGCCAUGUCCGACGACGAUGUCGAUGAACUGUCUGACGACUUUUACAAGAUCAAGCAGCAGCCACAACAACAGCAGGACGCGAACAACAAUAAGCCUCGAAGCGGCCACAACAAGACCGUCCCAAAGAGUCGCUCGCGAAGCAAGAAGAGGGACGAUGAGGAGCGCCGCAAGGCCCGCAACAGGAAGCUGCAGAGGCGCCAGCUGAUACAGCAACAGCAGGUCAUGCAGCUGCAGCAGAUGCAGCAGCACCACUUGGACACCAACAGACACUCGAACUUUGUACACAUCAUCAACGACCACCCCGACAACCACCCCUUCCUCGAGCCCUAUUCUGUUGCGCCCAAGCUGCAGCCGCAGCCAUCGGCCAGCAUGGCUCAGUUAGAUCACGUGGUGUCGCUGUCAUUCAUGGCGCCCUUCUCGCCCAUGUCCUUCCCCGUGCCAUUGGCAUCGCCAAUAUCGCCGGGCGUGAUGGACCUGUCGCCGCUGUCACCAUUGUGUCCGCUCUCGCCUCUCUCGCCGCUAUCGCCAAUCAUGUCGCCCGUAUCGCCCUCACUGGCCAACAAUCACAUCAAGUCAGAGGAGAAUGGCGGGAACACGCGCACCGAGCGACAUGUCAAUAGCAUAUUCAACAGUAUGCUGAUCAAGAAGGAGACACACUCACAUGGCAUGACAUCAGCGCCGCGCAGUUUGUCCAUUGGCCCAGACAACCCUUCGAUCGCCAUGCACUCAAUCAUCUCUGCGGCCACAAGCAAAGUGGCAGUAACAGGCGGCGAUCACAAAGGCAAUCAUCCAGAUGGACAGAGCACGAUCACAUCGGCACCCAGAUCGCUGGAGUUGCCCAUGUCCAUCCCGCUGCCGUACAACUCGCUACAGGGCGCAGCACAACAGACAUUAAUGAUGAACACGGUCGCAGCCAACACCAAUGCCAAGCGAUCCAAGCGAUUCACGAUGGACCCACAUGUACACAAGCACUUCCAAGCCACGAUAUGGUACGACGAGGAGAAGCUAUUCUUCCGCGAGUUGUUCUGUGCGUAUGGUCGCGAGUGGUACAUCAUCUCCACAUUGAUGUGUGGCACCAAGUCGCCAACCCAGAUAAAGAACUUCUACUACGACGUGCGACUCACACUCUUGGCUCCACUGUUUGGUCUUGGUCAAGAUGAGACACGCUCACGCAUCACGCUGCCCAAUCAAACAAUCAUCCAACAAGCGCCUGGCGACGAGAUGUCCAUGAGACUGUCCUCAUCCUCUUCCAGCGUCUCCCCAAACAAGCGUCUGGCCAUGUCCGAUGACGACCUCCGUCUUCGCAAGAAGCCCAAGUCUACAUCAUCCAAACGAUCAUUCAGAUUCAACAGGAUAACGACGGCACUGACAAAGCAGCCAAAGAACUCGAUGAAGGCUAGCAAGAAGUUGCAGUUUGAGAACAGUAUGUCUAGUGUCAAGUACCCAGUGGCAUCGGCUUUGUUCUUCUUCUAUCAGCAUUCGGAACACUUUACGCCAGGCAAAUGGUUUGAGGUGCGUGUGCUAGAGACUGGCGACUCAUCCACACCAAAGCCAUCGUCCAACAACAUGCUACCCGUCGAGAUCAAGCUGGACAACAAUGGUGGCACCAAGUACAAGGUGGUCAUGUUCAACAUGAACAAAACUAAAGGCUUCUGGGUCAAUGAGGAGGACCUGCGAACAGAGAUGGACAUUGGCCAAGAGGUUUGGGAGUUCACUGCCGACCCCGCUCAGGCUGACGAUGACGCUCAACAAGCCCAGACUCAGACUCAAUCAUCACAGACGACUCAGCAGCAACAGCAGCAACAACAUCAUCAUCAACACAAUCAUCAUCAUCACCUGCAGACGGGCUCGGCACAACAGCCAGUCAUUCAGGUGCAGUCGAUGAUGUCACCAUCGACGCACAACCCUGUGGAGAUACUGGUCGAUUCAGUCCUGCCAUCGACCGACGUGAUCAAGCUACAGCAGUGGCUCGAGGCCAAGAUCGACGCGAUGACGCCCAACCCCAACACCAAGUUCCCAACGGUGGUUGACCCAUCGGCUUGCCAUGACUUGCUGCUCUUCUCGACAGACUUCCUCAACAAUGGCUCGCUGUCGAUCGUGGCCAAGCAGAAGAGUUUCUUCGAGACAAUGACCUCAGUGUUUGAGGAGAAGGACUUCAUUGCCAUCAACUUCACGUCGAUCUUUGGCAGCUGUCAGUACAUUCCCGACAUCAACAAUCGUGUCUACAUCGAGCAGCUCUUUGACAAUGUGUUGCGCUCAUCCGAUCUCUCCAUUGGCUCCAUCAUCUCCAAGCACAAUCCCGCCUUGGCAAGGUCUGAACAUUCGUUACUCAAGUUGGAGUCAGUGUCCAAUGCAGCGGCGGCAGCGGCGUCAAUGACAUUGUCAUCAUCGUCACAAUCUACACCAACUGCAUCACCUAGCCCAAUGGCGGCACAGUCACCUCUUGCAACUCCCCCUCAUACACCUUUAUCAUCUUGCACACAAAUCACGCCACAACAAAGACAGCUGCAGAUCGCACCAACCACGACAUCAUCCUCCACCACACCAGUUCAAGCGACAAGAGUUGUGCAGCAACAACAGCCUGCUGCACCACCUCAAACCAAACCAAUGGCCAAGCAUCCCCCAAUGACAACUGCCUCAAAGCCAGCGCCAGCCCAGCCUAGCUCAAAGCCAGCUCCAUCACAGACGCCAACAACAACAACCACUACCACACAGACAUCAUCCAAGCCUGCUGCCACAACAUCAUCAUCAUCGGUAGCGGCCACAGCAUCAACAGCGGCAACAGCCUCUGUACAACUUGCGCCAAAGGUGUCGCCGUCGUCGACGAUAGCACCACCAUUGACGCCAACAGUAUCAACCACCCCUAAGCCAUUAGCGCCCCACGCCACUGUCGCCAAGAAGCUUGCACCCAUGGCUCCUACGUCCACUGCAUCAUACAAGCCAGCUACUGGUGGCGCACCCGCUGCACCCAACGCAGCCAACUCCAAGCCUCCACCACCCGGCGCACCCAUGACCAAACCAGCGUCCACCAACACAACCAACCCUCCACCAAAGACAUCCUCCACGCCUCAGUUCAUCAUCAACGCCGCAGGUCAGAAGAUAUACACAUGUGCAUGUUGCAUUUCAAAGAAUCCACCUCUUUCAACACGCUCGCAGGUGGUCGCCUCCAAGCCCGCUGCCCCAGCCCAUGCCUCAGCAUCCAAAUUGGCUGCUACACCAGGAGGACCACCAGUCACAGCGUCCAAGCCACCAGCUCCAGUUGUUCCAACCAAUGGUCCAACAACUUCAAGCACACAGCAGCCUAUCAAGCCUGGACCUGUUGUUGCCUCAAAGCCACCUGCCGUGCCAGCCAAGGCAAGUGUGCCAUUGACCAACACAUCUAAUGCGCCAUCAACAACAAGCACUUCCACGUCUACAACCUCAACAACUACCACCACUUCAACAUCAACAACUUCCACAUCACCUGUUUCCAAAUCCUUACCUCCAUCCACAGUGGCCAAACCAUCACCUUCGCCAUCACCAUCACCAUCACAAUCACAAACAUCAAACAUUUCACCAGCGAUUAAUUCAGCUAUUUCACAACCAUCACCCUCACUAUCACAAUCACAGCCGGUAACACCAACAUCAACACCAACACCAACGACAUCAUCACAUCACCAUCACCAUUCAACCUCGUAUUCAACUUCGAACACGCCAGUGUCCACAUCCAGCUUCAAUCUACUUUUCAAUCCAGACAAAAGUAGCAUUCCUUACAAACUAUUCAUUGGCAAGAGAGAACUCCUGCUCGAGUGUCGACGUCUAUUGCGUCUACAGUGCUCCCGCAUCAGUGACCUGAACAAGCAUAACAUUGAGAGUGGCAGAGAAACAACGGACGUCAUUCACAAGAUGAACGACCUGAUCAAAGAGCUCUCAACGUAUAAGUUCCUCUUGCUAGAGAUAGCUUCAGAUAGGUAUUCGGCCUACAAACUGUCAAUGGGUAUCAGCUACUGA
Acytostelium subglobosum LB1 is the source of this 5049-nucleotide messenger RNA. RefSeq lists its product as hypothetical. Lineage: Eukaryota; Evosea; Eumycetozoa; Acytosteliales; Acytosteliaceae. The transcript has 4 exons. Bases 1 to 5049 code for a protein of 1682 amino acids. The record is from RefSeq and is a predicted model, not a curated record.